Acomys russatus (golden spiny mouse) is the source of this 3045-nucleotide messenger RNA. It is a transcript of the gene Lpin2, whose product is annotated as lipin 2. Lineage: Eukaryota; Metazoa; Chordata; Mammalia; Rodentia; Muridae. Gene Ontology annotation, cellular component: nucleus; endoplasmic reticulum membrane; cytosol. Gene Ontology annotation, molecular function: phosphatidate phosphatase activity; transcription coactivator activity. The record is from RefSeq and is a predicted model, not a curated record. Gene Ontology annotation, biological process: fatty acid catabolic process; triglyceride biosynthetic process; positive regulation of transcription by RNA polymerase II.
GUUUGCUUUCAGUUUUCACUAUGUCCCUGUCUGUGGCAGUCAGCUCUUGGUUGUCCACAGAAUAACUUUUUGUUCGUUGGUGCCUUCACCUCUGUAGAGUCAUGCUUAAAAAGCUGCUUCAGUUUUAAGAUGUUUUACCUAGAAGAUAACAGUGAGGAUGAGGAGAAGGUUGAGGGAAGCUCACUAAGCAACCCUGCAGGUGUUUACCGUGGCAAGGCCCCUCCUGGCAUUCUGUCUCAAACCAUGAAUUAUGUGGGGCAGCUGGCCGGGCAGGUGCUCGUCACCGUAAAGGAGCUCUACAAGGGCAUUAACCAGGCCACUUUGUCCGGGUGCAUCGACGUUGUUGUGGUGCGGCAGCAGGAUGGCACCUAUCAGUGCUCACCUUUCCACGUGCGCUUUGGGAAGCUCGGAGUCCUGAGAUCCAAGGAGAAAGUGAUUGAUAUAGAAAUCAACGGCAGCGCAGUGGAUCUUCAUAUGAAGCUGGGCGAUAAUGGAGAAGCCUUCUUUGUGGAGGAGACUGAAGAGGAUUAUGAAAAGCUACCUGCCUAUCUUGCCACCUCACCAAUUCCUACUGAGGACCAGUUCUUCAGAGACCUCGACACCCCUGUGGUGAAGUCAAGUGCAGAUGAAAGGCUGUCUCAGAGUUCAGACAUUUCUCACACUUUGGAAACAGAGACCGUUUUCACUCCAAGCUCUGUGAAAAAGAAGAAACGAAGGAGAAAGAAGUGCAAACAGGACAGUAGGAAGGAGGAGCACGCAGCUUCUCCUGCGGCAGAAGAUAUAUUCGGUGUGGGUGUGAGCUCUGACGAUGAGAAGGGAGCCCAGACAGCAAGAGGAUCUUCAAAUGCUUCCUUAAAGGAAGAUGACUAUAAACAGCCUCCGCUCUUCCGCUCUGGGGAUCACUACCCCUUGUCUGAUGGAGAUUGGUCCCCAUUAGAAUCUGCUUACCCCCAGGCCACGGGCCCUAAGAGUGAUUCAGAGCUGGAGGUGAAGCCAGCUGAGAGCCUGCUCAGAUCUGAGUCUCACAUGGAAUGGACGUGGGGUGGCUUCCCAGAGUCUACCAAGGUCAGCAAAAGAGAAAGAUAUGACUAUCAUCCAAGGACAGCUACAAUUACACCAUCAGAAAACACUCACUUCAGGGUAAUUCCCAGUGAAGACAGCCUGCUGAGAGAAGUGGAGAAGGGUGCUACUGUGGAAGAGACUGUCUGCACUAUAGUGAAACCCAAGCCUAGAGCCCUGUGCACGCAGCCGAGUGGCACAGCCUCUGCUGGACCUUGCGACCUGCCUCUGCAGGGCCCUCAGAGUUCACCCAUGUUAGAUGCAGACCCUGCUCCCUGCCCAUCCUCAGCAGAGGCUCCCACAGAACCCAGACCAGCUGCUAAAGUGGACUCGCCAACAAAGAAGAAAGGUGUUCACAAAAGAAGUCAGCACCAGGGACCUGAUGACAUUUACCUCGAUGACUUAAAGGCUCUUGAGCCUGAAGUGGCCGCUCUCUAUUUCCCAAAAAGUGACACAGAUCCGGGUUCCAGGCAGUGGCCUGAGGCCGACACGUUCUCGGGCUCUCAGUCCCCACAGUCUGUGGGAAGCGCAGCUGCGGACAGUGGCACAGAAUGCCUCUCAGACUCGGCCAUGGACUUGCCUGAUGUCACGCUCUCCCUCUGUGGAGGCCUCAGUGAGAACGGAGAGAUUUCUAAAGAGAAAUUCCUGGAGCACAUCAUCACAUACCACGAGUUUGCAGAGAACCCUGGCCUUAUCGACAACCCAAACCUCGUGAUUCGGAUCUAUAACCGUUACUACAACUGGGCUUUGGCUGCUCCCAUGAUCCUUAGCUUGCAAGUAUUCCAGAAGAGUCUACCUAAGGCCACAGUUGAGUCCUGGGUUAAAGACAAGAUGCCAAAGAAAUCUGGCCGAUGGUGGUUUUGGCGUAAGAGAGAAAGCAUGACAAAACAGGUAAUGAAUCUGGCUUAUUUUAAAAACAACUCUCUUUCUGCCACUCAUAUGAAGGUAGGCUGGCUGACAGCCUGGCAGUAUGAGCAAAUCAACAUGCAAACACGCAGAACAUCCCUCAGGUUUGCCAGAAGGAAGGGAAAAUCUGAGGUACCCUCAACAAAUGACCUGCCUUCCAGUGUUGAGGAGCCAGCCAGUGCCAGACCUCCAGAAGAUGACACUUCCAGUGAUGAGGGGUCACAGGAGCUGGAGGAAACAGUCAGGGUUGACACCGUCUCCAUGGAGACCCUGAGCCACUGUAGCACAGCUUCAUAUAAGAAGUCUCUCCGACUCUCCUCGGACCAGAUCGCGAAACUGAAGCUCCAUGAUGGCCCCAAUGACGUCGUGUUCAGCAUUACAACCCAGUACCAGGGGACCUGCCGCUGCGCGGGAACCAUCUACCUGUGGGACUGGAACGACAAGGUCAUCAUCUCUGACAUCGAUGGAACGAUAACCAAGUCCGAUGCUUUGGGACAGAUUCUCCCACAGCUGGGCAAAGACUGGACUCACCAGGGCAUAGCGAAGCUCUACCACUCCAUCAAUGAAAACGGUUACAAGUUUCUGUACUGCUCAGCUCGGGCCAUUGGCAUGGCCGACAUGACCCGAGGUUAUCUUCACUGGGUCAAUGACAAGGGCACGAUCUUGCCCCGAGGCCCUCUGAUGCUGUCUCCCAGCAGCCUGUUCUCUGCCUUCCACAGGGAAGUGAUAGAAAAGAAACCAGAGAAGUUCAAAAUUGAGUGUCUGAAUGAUAUUAAGAACUUGUUUGCCCCGUCCAAGCAGCCCUUCUAUGCUGCCUUCGGAAACCGUCCCAACGAUGUCUAUGCUUACACACAAGUCGGAGUUCCAGACUGUAGGAUAUUCACUGUGAAUCCAAAGGGUGAAUUAAUACAGGAAAGGACCAAAGGAAACAAGUCAUCGUACCACAGGCUGAGUGAGCUGGUGGAGCACGUGUUUCCGCUCCUCAGCAAGGAGCAGAGCUCGGCCUUCCCCUGCCCGGAGUUCAGCUCCUUCUGCUACUGGAGGCCCAUCCCUGCCGUGGACCUGGACGACCUGGCGUGA